GGCGCUGGGGUGCGGGCGCUCGGCUGGGGCGCGGGGCGUGGACGCGGCCGCCGCCCGCUUUGCGCCGCUCCUCCCAGCGCGAGUGGCUCUCGGCCCGGCGUCGAGGCGGCCAUGGCGACCCUGAGCCCGCUCCCCACCCACCCUGCCUGCUCCGCCCUCCCCUCCGCCCCGCGCCACCUUUGAUGGCUCGGACCUCGGCCGGCCACCCCCUGCCCCGCUUGCGCUCCCGCGCCGCCGCCGCCGCCCGCGGGUAUUAAUAGCCGAGCGCCCCCGCUGCACGCGCAGCCCGGAGCCGCCGCGCCCUCGGCAGUCGGGGCUCGGAGCUGCUGAGCCCGGAGGCCGGGAGUGGGAGCCGGAGCCGCCGGCGCCGUGGAGAUAUUCUAGAGUCUGCUUUCACCAUGGGAGAAAUAGAGCAGAGGCCAAGUCCAGGAUCGCGACUGGGGGCCCCGGAGAACUCGGGGAUCAGCACCUUGGAACAUGGUCAGAAGCCGCCCCCGACGCCUUCCGGGAAACUCAUGUCCAUCAAAAUCCAGAUGCUGGAUGACACCCAGGAGGCAUUUGAAGUUCCGCAAAGAGCCCCGGGGAAGGUGUUGCUGGAUGCAGUCUGCAACCACCUCAACCUUGUGGAAGGGGACUAUUUCGGCCUCGAGUUUCCCGACCACAAGAAGAUCACAGUGUGGCUGGAUCUCUUAAAACCUAUUGUCAAGCAGAUUAGAAGGCCAAAGCAUGUUGUUGUCAAGUUUGUGGUGAAAUUCUUUCCACCGGACCACACACAACUCCAAGAAGAACUCACAAGGUACUUGUUCGCUCUGCAGGUGAAGCAGGACCUGGCUCAGGGCAGGCUGACCUGUAAUGACACCAGCGCGGCUCUCCUCAUCUCACACAUCGUACAGUCCGAGAUUGGGGAUUUCGAUGAAGCCUCGGACAGAGAGCAUUUAGCAAAAAACAAGUACAUACCUCAGCAAGACGCACUAGAAGACAAAAUCGUGGAGUUUCACCACAAUCACAUCGGACAGACACCAGCAGAAUCAGAUUUCCAACUCCUGGAGAUUGCCCGUAGGCUGGAGAUGUAUGGGAUCCGGUUGCACCCGGCCAAGGACAGGGAAGGUACUAAGAUCAACCUGGCUGUGGCCAACACGGGAAUUCUCGUGUUUCAGGGUUUCACUAAGAUCAAUGCCUUCAACUGGGCGAAGGUGCGGAAGCUGAGCUUCAAAAGAAAGCGCUUUCUCAUCAAACUCCGUCCUGAUGCCAAUAGCUCAUACCAGGAUACCUUGGAAUUUCUCAUGGCCAGUCGGGAUUUUUGCAAGUCCUUCUGGAAAAUCUGUGUUGAACAUCAUGCCUUUUUUAGACUUUUUGAAGAGCCCAAACCAAAGCCAAAGCCCGUUCUCUUUAGUCGAGGGUCAUCAUUUCGGUUCAGCGGUCGGACGCAGAAGCAGGUUCUUGACUAUGUGAAAGAAGGAGGACAUAAGAAAGUGCAGUUUGAAAGGAAACACAGCAAGAUUCAGUCCAUCAGAAGCCUGGCUACACAGCCUACAGAGCCGAAUUCAGAAGUGCCAAAACAAGCGCAGCAGAGUGCCAGCCUGCCGCCACGAGAAGGCGCGGAGCCCGCCGGCGGCCCGCAGGGAGAGGAGCCCAGCGCCCCGGCCGAAGAGCCGCGCCGGAGUCCCGCGCUGCCCCAGAGCCCCGCGGGCGGCGGGAAGGCUGACGGAGCCGCGCGGGCGGCGGCCGACGAAGAGGAGGAGGUCGUUAAGGAUAGGACCCAGCAGAGUAAAGCUCAGCCCCCGCAGCCGAGCACAGACUCCCUGACUGGUAGCCCUCACCUUUCAGAGCUGUCCAUCAACUCCCAGGGAGGAGCUGUGCCCGCCAGCGUGAUCUUGUCUCCCAACCUGAGCCCCGACACCAAGCAGGCCUCCCCCUUGGUCAGCCCGCUGCUGAACGACCAGGCGUGCCCGCGCACCGACGACGAGGAGGAAGGCCGGAGAAAGAGAUCCCCAACGGACAAGGCAUACUUCAUUGCUAAGGAGGUAUCCACCACCGAAAGGACGUAUCUGAAGGACCUUGAGGUCAUCACCUCGUGGUUUCAGAGCGCGGUGAGCAAAGAGGACGCCAUGCCCGAAGCCUUGAAAAGUCUCAUUUUCUCGAAUUUUGAACCUUUGCACAAAUUUCAUACAAGUUUUCUCAAGGAAACCGAACAGCGACUAGCCCUGUGGGAAGGCCGCUCAAAUGCCCACAUCAGAGGAGAUUACCAAAGAAUCGGAGAUGUCCUGCUGAAGAACAUUCAGGGCAUGAAGCAACUGGCGGUUCACCUGUGGAAGCACAGCGAAGCUCUGGAGGCGCUGGAGACCGGCAUCCGGGGCUCGCGGCGGCUGGAGAACCUGUGCCGGGACUUCGAGCUGCAGAAGGUGUGCUACCUGCCGCUCAACACCUUCCUGCUGCGCCCGCUGCACCGGCUCGUGCACUACAAGCGGCUGCUGGAGCGCCUGUGCAAGCACCACCCGCCGCACCACGCCGACUUCCGCGACUGCCGCGCUGCUCUGGCAGAGAUCACUGAGCUGGUAGUCCAGCUUCACGGUACGAUGAUCAAGAUGGAGAACUUCCAGAAGCUGCACGAACUCAAGAAGGACUUGAUCGGCAUCGACAAUCUCGUGAUUCCAGGAAGGGAGUUCAUCCGCCUGGGCAGCCUCAGCAAGCUCUCCGGCAAGGGACUCCAGCAGCGCAUGUUUUUCCUGUUCAACGACGUCUUGCUGUACACGAGCAGGGGGCUGACGGCCUCGAAUCAGUUUAAAGUCCACGGACAGCUCCCGCUGUACGGCAUGACCAUCGAGGAAAGCGAGGACGAGUGGGGUGUGCCCCACUGCCUAACCCUCCGGGGCCAGCGGCAGUCCGUCGUCGUGGCGGCCAGCUCCAGGUCCGAGAUGGAAAAGUGGGUUGAGGACAUCCAGAUGGCCAUUGAUUUGGCAGAGAAAAGCAGCGGCCCCACUCCUGAGUUCCUGGCCAGCAGCCCCCCUGACAACAAGUCCCCGGACGAGGCCACGGUGGCAGACCAGGAGUCGGAGGACGACCUGAGCGCCUCGCGCACGUCGCUGGAGCGCCAGGCCCCGCCCCGCGGCAACACGACGGUACACGUGUGCUGGCAUCGCAACACCAGCGUCUCCAUGGUGGACUUCAGCGUCGCCGUGGAGAAUCAGCUGUCUGGGAAUCUGCUGAGGAAAUUCAAGAACAGCAACGGGUGGCAGAAGCUGUGGGUGGUGUUCACGAACUUCUGCCUGUUCUUCUACAAGUCUCACCAGGACAAUCACCCCCUCGCCAGCCUGCCUCUGCUCGGCUACUCACUCACCAUCCCCUCAGAGUCGGAGGACAUCCACAAAGACUACGUGUUCAAGCUGCAUUUCAAGUCCCACGUGUACUACUUCAGGGCUGAAAGCGAAUACACAUUCGAAAGGUGGAUGGAGGUGAUCCGCAGCGCGACCAGCUCCACCUCGCACGCCCACGUCCUGAGCCACAGAGAGUCUCAUGGGUACUGAUGGCACGUCUGUCGCUGGGCUCGGCGGGGGCGGCUUCCCCGGGAGACACUGCCUGUCCUCUGUAUUAACGAAGCCUAGUAAAAUUAACACCUGUCUGGGAAACCGAAACCUGGUUUUACAGCAGCCCUCCUCUGUCUCCACAAAACCGUUUUUAACCUUGUCUUUCCAAGCUGUUCCGCGGUCAUCUGAACGGAACAGGGCUCCCGCCGUGCCGGUCUUCCUCCGGGUGGUCUGUUCCCAGCUCACGCCAGUGUUAACCCCGUGUCCCUAACAGUGCCAAAUGACCGUUCCUCCGCAGCUGCAUCUUCGAGGCAGCACGACCCCAUCCGUUCAACCAAAAGGGCAAGUGCUCUUUUUCUUUAAAAAAAAAAAAAAAAAAAAAAAAGUUUUCCAGUGUUUGUGAUACACACGGCACAGUCUUAAGCAAAUGAGAUCAUUUUCAGAUUUCGUUUUUUCAAUCUUUCUACUUUUAUAAUAAUAAGUUAGGAUUUACUUCUUUGAUUAAUGGAAGCAGUUCGCCGCACGCUACGUACUUUCCCCUUUGGGGUUUUAUGCUCCAGCGAAAUGCUAUUCUUGGCACAAGGGGACCAAAUUGUUUCCAUGAUUCCUCUUUACAAAACGUAGCGGUGUGGCCCAAAUCCGGCACAAGGUCUGUGCGCUCGCUGUCCUAGGAGUGGUGUGUGCGAUGGGAGGUCCUUUGCUGUGGUGUUUGCUGUCUCCCGAGCAUGAGAACUUGUAUGUCCGUGAUCAGGGCCAUUUGUGAUAUGUGACGGUUCCAGAGGGUCUCCAUGAUCUUGGAAGCCCCAUGAACAUGAGGGGCACGGCCCCUGGUGCUCACCCCCAUAGCCUGCACCUGUGGCUGGGGACUGCACAGUUGGUAGUAGUAUAUAUUGUGCCUGUCUUCAAGAACAUUCUUUCCUCCGUUUAUACUCUCCCUUCCCCCCCCCCCACCCAGGCAUGGGGUAUCCACAGUAUGACCUUGCGUAUCUGCAACAGUUGGACUACACAGGGAACCGGGCUCCGGGACCUACGGGGACCUGCGGGGCCCGCUAGUUGAAAUCCGCUUGCCUGUUCUCUGCGGAGAGUGGGUGGCUGCUAUUCCCUAGUUUUCUUAAACCCUUUCUGACCCAGUCCAGAGGGGGCGACCCAUCUAGCCAGUGCCCAUACCCCAGCCCCACUGGCUGGCGCAGCGGAGCCGGGGCUGGUGGGCGUGGAGGGAGCGGCGGCCCCCAUGGACGAGGAGCUCGAGACGCGUUCAUCACUUGCCUUACGCUGUGUACCAGAUGGUUUGAAAGUACUAACAAAAGGGAAUAAAAAUACCUCACGCCACAAUCCAGCACACUGACGUUUUAAGGCAAAACAUCA
This is a messenger RNA of Lutra lutra (Eurasian river otter), 4889 nucleotides long. It is a transcript of the gene FARP1, whose product is annotated as FERM, ARH/RhoGEF and pleckstrin domain protein 1. The record is from RefSeq and is a predicted model, not a curated record. Gene Ontology annotation, molecular function: guanyl-nucleotide exchange factor activity; cytoskeletal protein binding. Gene Ontology annotation, cellular component: cytoskeleton. Bases 399 to 3524 code for a protein of 1041 amino acids. Lineage: Eukaryota; Metazoa; Chordata; Mammalia; Carnivora; Mustelidae. The transcript has 27 exons.